UCCACAUCACUACCAACCAUGGACAACCCCUACUAUACCAUGAAUCCUAUGGGUUCCGGAUACUACCCUAAUGGACAACCCAUGAUCCCCUCGGAAGGCAUGCUGCCAGACGGAGUUAUGAUGCCGGAUGGUUACGUCCCAAGACUCUAUCAAAUACCGAGCAUCUCUCAAGAAAACCUAAACAGCUACUCCGAUAUUGAAGAUCCUAGCCGCACAUCAGUGUCGCAACAAGGAGGGUCGCGCGGUGGUAAAAGGCGAUCUGUCACAGGAGCAGAUCACGUCAAACACCGUAGAACGCGGAGUGGUUGCUUUACGUGCAGACAGCGCAGAGUCAAGUGUGACGAAGCUCAUCCCAUCUGCGAGAGUGAGUAUUUCGCAAUCUACUACAUGAAAAUGUACUCAUCAUAUUGCAGGNNAUGUCGCAAAGGCAAACGUGAAUGCCACUAUCCCGAACCUACCACAGGCUCAUCAACAAAGUCUUCGAAAGGCAACAAAAGCAAAGGCUCCGCUGGCGAAGCCUCAAACUCCUCGGGUGAAGACUACGACAACAACGAAGCCGACAGACUGCCUUCUAUCCCGGACGAUGAAGAGAUUGAAGAGGGCGCGUCAAGUUUGUGUUCCAAGGAGGAUCGCAAACUUUCUGAUGCAUCUUCCAAUUCGAGGGAUCAAAGUCCUCUGAUCAAGAGCCCUGCAACCACGGACAGCUCCAUCACAUCAACUCGACCCGCUACACGCCCGCAAGUUGUCCGCCAGAGUUCGAGAAAAUCACUCAAGUCCAAGCAACCACCGAAUAGCAAGUGGACGCAUUUGCCAAAAGAUGUCAAAUUCUACAUGACUUACCAUCGAGAGAAACUGACGCACCAACACUACGCCAUGAAGUACGACAGUGGAGAUUUCUUGAAGACAACAUUCUUGGAGAUAGCAUUGGGUUACGAGCCUCUUCUCUAUGCAAUCACCGCAUUCUCUGCCUAUCACCACACAUUGAUGAAGCCAAGCGGUAAACUCUCGAGCUUUCUAGGUUAUUACAACAAGUCGGUCUCGUUACUACGCCAGUCUCUGGAGAGGAGCCCGCGGCACACCGUAGCCACCCUACUCACCAUUCUGCAGCUGGCCACUUUUGAAGAGUUCCUAGGCGAUUGGGUCAACCUGAUGGGUCAUCAAAGGGCUGCUUACGAGAUCCUCACCGAGCUCUUCACACCACAAACCAUCAUGCAGAGCGAAACACACCGCAAGAUCAUCUCGUGGUACAUUCGAUUCGACCUGUUUGCGGGCUUCAUGCAUGGCUACGGAAUGGUUCUGUCCCGUGACUGGCAUGUGGCGUGCAUGGAGUUUUAUGUUCGACAGGCGAGAGACAAGCCUCGUGACCUGGGAUCUAUGUUUGAGGAGAAGUUUGCUCGGUCGAGACUGCUGGCUACCGACAUUUCUCUGCUUUUCGCGCGAGGCAAAACAGAAGGGCCGAGUCAAGAGCUCAUCAUGGAUAUGGGCAAACUGACCGCUCAACUGGAAAGCUAUGCUCAAGAGCUCGAAUCCGCCUUCAAGGAUACACGGACAUAUGUCAAGGAGUUCCCCAAUGCGCCAAAGGGAGAGUGGGAUGACGUGGUCGGCUCGACAGAUCCCGAAUUCCUAUGGGCAGGAGACCUGUUCACAUGGAAUUUCAUCCUAAUCGACUUCUGGGCCAUCCAUCUGCUCUUCAAGUCGCAGAUUGCGCAAUUCGACCCCACGGUGGGCGGAGAAGAGGUUGUAGCCAUGGCUUUCAAGGUGUGCAAGAUGUUCGAGGCGCUACAGUAUUGUGGCGAGGACUCGACAGCCAUGAUUCUUGGCGCACAGGCAAGUCUGGGUAUGGCUGCAGCAUGCAUGCCCAGNGAUCAACGGCACACCAUGUGGUGCCGCAACAAGUACGCUCAAAUCGAGCAAUGUNNGGUGGGUGUCGCACAAUAUCUGACCAAGCAUAGUUACAUCUAUCCUGCCGCGCUGAGACAACGUAUGACUGGCGUCUGGGGCGUCGACGUGAUGCGUUGGUGGCUUCCCAACGACGAAGGCUACUACCCCAUCCUCCAAGCCGUUCGCGAGUUCAUCGACUACCGCGCAAGGGUGCCGCAGGACACUGUGCAGUCGGAUUUGCGCGACAUGAAGGGUCUCUUCAAAGCACUGCAGCUGGACGAUACCGACUCCAAGAAGAGUGCGGGCAGUGCAGGGGGCACAGAUUCAUCGGAUCCGUUCGACUUUGAACCUGCUGAACAUAUGCCGUGGGAAAGCAGUCCGGAGAUGAGCUGGCCCUGA
This is a messenger RNA of Aureobasidium vineae, 2280 nucleotides long. Lineage: Eukaryota; Fungi; Ascomycota; Dothideomycetes; Dothideales; Saccotheciaceae. The record is from the annotation of a GenBank genome assembly.